Molecule: messenger RNA, 1892 nt
Organism: Etheostoma spectabile (orangethroat darter)
Lineage: Eukaryota; Metazoa; Chordata; Actinopteri; Perciformes; Percidae
Gene: hnrnpk
Product: heterogeneous nuclear ribonucleoprotein K
Exons: 17
Coding region: 409-1719 (436 amino acids)
Molecular function (GO): RNA binding
Source: RefSeq, a predicted model, not a curated record
UGACUACUAGGGCAACAACACUAAAUUGCGACCCUGGCUGCUAAUCUUGUCGCGUUGGAAACGCCCAACUAAGCUCUUGUGAUUGACGUCUCUACUAGCCAAUUGUGACUCUCGCUUGUUUGAUUUGCCUUCUGUUCAACCAAUUGGCACACUUCAGCUAAACUGGUGCAUUUCCAGUUCGGUAGAGAAGGAAAGAAGGGGGAAGAGCGAGUUGUUGCACUGCAGGUCGCAGCAGCUGUUUGAUCCUUGGUUAUUUAAUUCCACCUAUCAACACGCCCUUGUCCCUAUAAUAAAUAUCAACUUCCACAGCUCACAGGGGCCAGUUUUGUGCUUCUCUCUCCCUGCUGCUGCUGCCACCUGUUCCCCGGACCGAGGUGCCCACCCCACCUCUUUCGCUGUCAGAAGACCAUGGAGACAGAAAUUGAACAGCAAGAAGAUACUUCAUUUGGCAACACAGAGACUAAUGGUAAGCGCCCUGCUGAGGAUGCAGAUGAGCAGAAAUCAUUUAAGCGCUCCAGGAACUCAGACGAGAUGGUUGAGCUUCGCAUCCUCCUGCAGAGCAAAAAUGCAGGAGCUGUAAUUGGGAAAGGUGGCAAAAACAUCAAAGCCCUUCGUACAGACUACAAUGCCAGUGUGUCAGUCCCAGACAGCAGUGGGCCUGAGCGCAUCCUGAGUAUCAGUGCCGACAUCGAGACAGUUGGAGAAAUUCUGCUGAAGAUCAUCCCCACACUGGAAGAGUACCAGCAGUACAAUGGCAUGGAUUUUGACUGUGAGCUGCGCCUGCUGAUCCAUCAGAGCCUGGCUGGCUCAAUUAUUGGAGUGAAAGGAGCCAAGAUCAAAGAACUCAGAGAAAACACAAAGACCAGCAUUAAGCUGUUUCAGGAGUGUUGUCCUCAGUCGACAGACCGAGUGGUGCUGGUUGGCGGUAAAACAGAGAGGGUUGUGGAGUGUAUCAAGACUAUGCUGGAGCUCAUUGCUGAAGCUCCCAUAAAGGGCCGUGCACAGCCCUAUGACCCUAACUUCUACGAUGAAACGUAUGAAUACGGUGGUUUCACCGUGAUGUUUGAAGAGAGGGGAGGCGGUCGCAGGCUUAUGGGAGGGUUCCCCAUGCGUGCGGGCAGGUCCAGUGGUGGAGACCGUGGGUUUGACCGAAUGCCCUCUAGCAGAGGUGGACGGGGACCCAUGCCUCCUGCCCGCCGGGAGUAUGAUGAGAUGAGCCCCCGCCGAGGUCCUCCUCCACCCCACCCGAGUAGGGUUGGCAGGGGGAGUGGCCGUGGACGCAACAUGCCCAUGGGACACCCACACAGAGGAGGAGAAGAUCGUUACUAUGACUCUUACCGUGGCUCAGAUGACAGGUCAAAUGACAGAAGAGGCAGACCGGAUCGCUAUAGCGAUAACAUGAGUGGAGGAGGAUAUGAUAACAGUUCUUCCUGGGAUAGCUACCAGUCAGGUGGACGUGGCUCCUAUAAUGACAUGGGUGGCCCUGUCAUCACCACACAAGUGACAAUCCCUAAAGAUCUUGCUGGUUCUAUCAUUGGUAAGGGAGGCCAGCGGAUUAAACAAAUCCGCCAUGAGUCAGGAGCCUCCAUCAAGAUCGAUGAGCCACUGGAAGGUUCUGAGGACCGAAUAAUUACCAUUACUGGCACCCAGGAUCAGAUCCAGAACGCCCAGUACCUUCUACAGAACAGUGUGAAGCAGUACUCUGGUCAUUUGCUGUAGACCCAGGAGACUCAGAUUGAAGCAGACUCAGAUUGACCCCUCCCCCCCUCCCCUCAACCUUUCUGCCCCUGUCUAACUCAUCCCCUUCAGACUAUAAAUCUGGAUUAUGGGUGUCUUUUUUAAUUUUAUUUUUGUAUUUUUUAAUGAAAUGUCCAACAUUCCUGUGCACAAAA